This is a messenger RNA of Naegleria lovaniensis, 423 nucleotides long. RefSeq lists its product as uncharacterized. The transcript has a single exon. The record is from RefSeq and is a predicted model, not a curated record. Bases 1 to 423 code for a protein of 140 amino acids. NCBI's taxonomy places the organism in Eukaryota, Heterolobosea, Eutetramitea, Acrasida, Naegleriidae.
AUGCCCAAUGUAUGGACAGACAAGGUUUUCAUUUCCAAAUGUGACCACCGCCAUGUUGUGUUAGAAAGUUGUGCCAUUCCUCUCGCUGCAUUUCUCGUGUCCAUCACCUUUCAGGAAUAUGACACAUUGAAAACAUUGGUAGAUUUUAGCACGCACAAUCACCAACUAGCAGUGUCUCCUUUCGUUUCUGAUAAGGUUCAACCAUUUGUGUAUUUUCAAGUCAUGGAUGACUAUUUGGACGAUUUGGAAUUUGACACUGAAAAUUUUGAGUGGACUGAUCGAGAUUUUGGCAAGGGAGGAGAAUGGAUUCCCAAAUUUUUCAAUGCUGGUGCAUAUGCUGAAGAGUAUUCAUACAGAGCUUCCUUUAUUGACGAGUCUCGAGAAUGGAAAGUUACAAAAGUUUACAAUUCCUAUUAUGUGUAA